AUUAACAACAACCAAUGUAUGAUAACAUAUAUAACAGAAGAUUGUUUAUUGAAUUGGAUAUAAGAUUAGUUAAAAGGGUUUGUAAAUCAAAGAUCAAAAAUGUGAAACACGUCAUUAUUGAAUCAAAGGAAUUCCACCACCACCUUCAGCUUUUCAAUGGACUACAAAUGCCACUAUUCAAUUAAUAAAAUUAAUAAAAGAAAUCUCCACAGGCAAUUCAAUCAAAUACCAAAUCGCAUCCACAUCAAUGUAUGGACUCUUAAAAUCCAAUAUAAUUCAAUUUAUAGACAAAUUAAAU
Messenger RNA from Rhizophagus irregularis DAOM 181602=DAOM 197198, 298 nucleotides. The record is from RefSeq and is a predicted model, not a curated record. NCBI's taxonomy places the organism in Eukaryota, Fungi, Glomeromycota, Glomeromycetes, Glomerales, Glomeraceae.